CUCAGUCUGACACACACACACAAACAUCUAUACAACACACACACACUCACACACAACUAUAGACGAGUUCAGCGCUGGAGCCACAAGAGAAAUCACCUAAAAGAACUACAGAGGGAAUAGAGAAAGCAAUCCAGAGUGUGUAUGUGUGCGUGUAUCUGUGUGUGUGUGUGUGUGUGUGUGAUGACACUUUAUCUGACGGGCCUGAAGUGAAGACGCAGGUUGAUUGGUUUGUUCGACUGUUGUCUACUGAUAACACAACGCUGCAGUUACCACCAGCAGGUAAAGGAUUCCUCCACAGAGAUUCACCAACACACCAGAUUGGUCAUUUCUUCUCCUCAUUGACAGCAGGUGAGGCUGUCAUUGUCUUCGCUGAACUAUGGACCAGGAGGAUGACAAAAACUCAUUGGAUAUCCAUGACAACCCUCCAGUUCCUGACAACGUGGUGAAGGAGGAUGGAGACACCGUUUAUUUCAUUUAUGAGGAGGAGGUGGAAGUGGAGGAAAAGGAACCAGAACCUCCUCAGGAACCCAUCGUCAUGGUCAACGAUAAGCCACAUAAAUUCAAGGACCACUACUGCAAGAAACCCAAAUUCUGUGAUGUCUGUGCUCGUAUGAUUGUCUUGAACAAUAAAUUUGCUCUGAGGUGUAAAAACUGCAAGACCAACAUCCACCAUUCAUGCCAGUCCUAUGUGGAGUUCCAGAGGUGUUUUGGUAAAAUUCCGCCUGGCUUCAGAAGGGCCUACAGCUCACCUCUAUACAGCAGUGACCAACCAGAUCCAAACAACCCAAACCGGAACGACCCUGUGUUUGACACGCUGCGAGUCGGGGUCAUCAUGGCGAACAAGGAACGCAAAAAGAAUGAAAAUGACAAGAAAAAUAUGAUGAUGAUGAUGGAGGAGGAGGAAGAGGAAAAUCAACAGCCGAAAGAAAAUGAGGAAGGAGGAGAAGGAAAACCUGAAGAUAAAAAGGACAAAGGAGGAGAUAAAGCAGAUGACAAGGCUAAGACGUUCUCUCAUUCCCACUAUUACAUGGCUCUGUAUCGCUUUAAGGCCAUUGAGAAAGACGACCUUGAUUUCCACCCUGGUGAUAGGAUCACGGUGCUGGAUGACUCUAAUGAAGAGUGGUGGAGGGGUAAAAUGGGGGAUAAAACAGGCUACUUCCCCACCAACUACCUCAUAAAAGUGCGUGCAGCAGAAAGGGUUUACAAGGUGACCCGCUCCUUUGUAGGAAACAGAGAAAUGGGACAGAUUACACUGAAGAAAGAUCAGAUUGUUGUGAAGAAAGGAGAUGAGAAAGGUGGAUACUUAAAGGUCAGCACUGGACGCAAGCUGGGCUACUUCCCUGCUGAUCUGCUGCAGGAAAUCACUAUGGCAUAAACUCCAAUAAGACACGACGCUUUCUUAGAGAUCAGAAUAACAGUUUUCAGCUGCGAACACAAAAAAUAUCUAAAUUAUGUCUUCAUUGUGCCUUUUACAGCAAAGAUUAAAUUGCUGUUUUUGUGCCUUAUGAUGUAUGAAACAGAUUAUGUUUCUUUAAUAAUUACAGUGAUGAAGUACUAAUGUGAUGUUUGUUGUGAAUAGUGUGAUAGAUAUGUUCAAAUGCUUCUACUUUAGUAUCUGUAGAUGCACCGAGGGCCUAAAGAGCCCUGCAAAUAAUAUGAAGUGAUAAAUUUAAGUCUGAAUGAAUCAAUAAAUUAAGUAGUAAAUAAAUUUCACAGUUCUUAAAUAAGUAUUUUUAUGUAAAAGGUACAACAUUUAGUCAUUUGUCUGUUCAGGAAUCAAAUAUUCUAGGUAUUUUUAUCACUAUUUGAAAGGUUGACUGUGUCUUUUAAGAAUAAAUGAGGAAUUAAAGUCGAGCUAUUUCAAUAUAACAUUCAUGUACAUACCUUAAAGAAGAAGAAAAUAGACUGAAGAUCUGUACAUAGUUAAACCCUAUGAUGAAAAGGGAAACAAGACCUGAAUGUCAAACCACAAUGUCUCUGAAGCUGAAAUGUUUGCACUAACUGCUGCUCUUAAAGCUGUGUGACUCAGUGUUUUAAUAUUAAACCUGAAGUGUACUUAAAUGUUACGCGUGAAACAUUUCAUUCCAUAGCCGCUUAUGGGUGUUAAAAGGUUUUUCUGUAAUCAGCUAUGAUGAUGGUGAUGAGCAGGACUUCUAAGGAGGAUAUUUUUAUUCUAAUAUGAAAUUGAGCCCAUCAGGAUUUUCCUUUAAUUUGUCAUAUGUUGGUUUUAAGAGCAUUUUCGCCCUCUAGUGGAAGAAGUCAGUAGAAGAAACAGAUACAGUUUAUUUGCAGUUAAAUUCUCUGGCAUUAGUCUUAGAUUUGGGCUACUUCUAUCAUGUAUUUGAUAUUAUACCAGGGAAGUAAACAUAGACAUGGUAAUACAAGAGUUUUUAAGUACAGUUUGGUGCCAGCUCAUCACUAUGUGGUUCCUUCUGGCCUGAAAGAAGAUAAACUAUAUUUUUCCUUUAUGGGAAAUUAUUGUCUUUAGCUCAGAAUAAAAUAAAAUAAAAUAAAAUAAAAUAUUCAUAGACUAUUUACAUAAUACCAUAUAGUAAUCCUACAUCACCACAUAAUUCAUCUUGUUUCACUAAAUCUUUUGAUUUCCUUCCUCUUAAAGAACCAAAUGUUUCAAUCUAAUAAAAUAAACAGCUACUCAGAGAAGAUGGGCCCAAAUAUCAUAAUCAUCAGCACAGUGAUGCCUAAAAAUACACCUCUACAUCUUAAAUUGAAUGUUAAAUUACAUAUAUCUAUCCACCCAUAGUCUUACUGUUGAAAUAAUGCUUUAAAAUUCAUGAUAUUAGAUUCUCAGCAGAGUUUUGGAAUGCUUAGAUAAAAAUAGACUCAAAACUGGAAAAAUAUCCACUCAUAAACAUAUUUGUAAUAUGCUUUUUGAUCUCAUUGUUUGUUUAUUGUUGCUUUUUUGAUUCAUUUUAAUCUGUGAUACAUCAGACUACAGAGAAAACCUACACCCACAACCAGUAAAGUCUUUUAUUUUUACAGUAUUGUUUGGAGCUGAUUAGCAUUGAAACUGCUUGAAAUAU
This is a messenger RNA of Sphaeramia orbicularis (orbiculate cardinalfish), 3041 nucleotides long. RefSeq names its product SH3 and cysteine-rich domain-containing protein 3-like. Bases 377 to 1375 code for a protein of 332 amino acids. Gene Ontology annotation, biological process: skeletal muscle contraction; positive regulation of voltage-gated calcium channel activity; positive regulation of protein localization to plasma membrane. Gene Ontology annotation, molecular function: protein binding. The record is from RefSeq and is a predicted model, not a curated record. NCBI's taxonomy places the organism in Eukaryota, Metazoa, Chordata, Actinopteri, Kurtiformes, Apogonidae. The transcript is spliced from 13 exons.